AUGUCGCUCUCGCCAGAAACUCGCGAUGAAUAUGUUCCGAUCAUUGAUUCGAUUUUGGCCGAAAGUGAUCUAAACACCAUCUCGGAGAAGCGCAUCCGGAAAGGGUUGCAGGGCGUGGUCGGCUAUGACCUUACUCCGCAGAAGGCUGCGAUCAAGCAGCUGAUCAUGGAACGGUUCGACAUCUUCGCGGCGAAAGGUGGUAUAGAUGUUCCUUCCGAACCUGCGGCUGUCACCCCAGCCACCACCAACGGCCACAAGAAAGAUCCUGAUUCUAUGACCCCCGCCGACCCGUCCUCCCCCGCGCAGUCUUCCGUCUCGCAGAAACGCCAAGCCGAUAGCGAAGACCAUUCGGAUCUUUCGAGCAAGACGCCUCCAGCGAAGAAGCCGAAACCUGACCACGAUGUCGAUGCGGAUGCCCUCUACGCGGCCAAGCUCCAGGCGGAGGAGAAUAUGCGUGCUCGCCCGACGCGCGGAGCCAGUACUCGCAAGGCGCAGCCGGCGGUGAAGAAGAAGAAGACGACAAAGGCCAAAACAUCCAAGAAGGUCAAGGCCGAGGAUGACUCGGACCUGGAUUCGGGCUCAGAAGAGAACAAAAAAGUCAACCGUUCUGGGGGUUUCCAUAAACCUCUCAAUCUUUCCCCCGCGCUUUCAGCGCUUCUGGGUGGGGAAGAGACGAUGUCCCGUCCACAGACGGUGAAGAAGCUUUGGCAGUACAUUCACGAACACGACCUUCAAGAUCCCAGCGACCGACGUCAGAUUCGCUGCGAUGAUGCCAUGCGUGCCGUUUUCAAACAGGACCGUAUACAUAUGUUUACGAUGACCAAGAUUCUGAGCCAGAACUUCGGGCCCAACUUUUGCCCGCCGCUUUUACGGGAAGGGAAAUUCCUCCCCACUGCAAAUCAUCUCCCUACGGCCAACUAUCCACCUCUCUGCAAGACACCGCUUCGAAGACAGAGCGCCGAGCUCUUCGCAUUCCUCGGCUUUUUCGUCCGGGCUUCUGUCCCCUUUCCCACGUCGCUUCUGUCGCUGCAAUCUCGACCUUCCCGAACGUCGCCCGCAAUGUCUGACACGCAGCCGUCUCAGGCCCCCGGAUCGCAAACCUCGAGCCGCGGGGGUGGUCGUCGUCGAGGACGUGGAGGAGGCGCCUAUCAGAUUGGCCAAGCGCAAGCAACACAGCAAACGGGCGGUGGUGGAUCUGGAAGAGGCUCGAGGUCCCGGGGUCAUGCACCCCGCAGGGGCGGGGGUCGCGACAAGCAGAAUCGGAGUGCCAACAAGCCGGAGGAGACCACGGAGGAGAAGUCGGGUCCUGCGACGGGGGAGCAGGCAGUCGCGGGGGAGACGGGCGGCGAUGAAGGCAAGGGAAAGAAGGCCAUCGUGACGGCGACGGAUGAUGCAGAUGACGGGGAAAUUUGCUUCAUCUGCGCAUCCAAUGUCGAGCACACAUCCGUUUCACCCUGCAACCAUCGCACUUGUCAUAUUUGCGCCCUGAGACUCCGCGCGUUGUACAAGAACAAAGCUUGUGCUCAUUGCCGGACCGAGGCCAACUAUGUCAUCUUCACGGAUAAUCAUGCGAAGCGGUUUGAAGAGUUCACUGAGAACGAUUUCUCUCGCAAGGAUGAUAACCUGGGCAUCAAAUACGAGAAUGACGACAUCUUUGAGGACACGGUCCUGUUGCUGCGCUACAACUGUCCCGAGAGGAAUUGCGAUGUGGCUUGCCUAGGAUGGCCCGACUUGCAUCGUCACGUCAAGAGCAAGCAUGGCCGAGUUAUGUGUGACCUGUGCACUCGCAACAAGAAAGUUUUCACCCACGAACAUGAGCUUUUCACACAGGCAGAGCUGCGCAGACACGAGAAGUACGGAGAUGACGUCCCCGGUGCUGUCGACCAGAGCGGCUUCAAGGGUCAUCCUGAGUGUGGUUUCUGUCGCCAACGGUUUUACGGCGACGACGAACUCUACGCGCACUGCCGUGACCGUCACGAAAGAUGCCACAUCUGUGACCGACGAUCGGGCAAUCAUCGCCAACAACAAUACUACAUCGACUACAACGCUCUGGAGGAUCACUUUCAAAAGGACCACUUCCUGUGUCUCGACAAGGAAUGCCUGGAGAAGAAGUUUGUUGUUUUCGAGUCCCAGAUGGACCUGAAGGCCCACCAACUGGAAUGCCACCCCAACGGUCUUUCCAAAGACGCCAGGCGUGAUGCGCGCAUGGUAGACAUCUCCACCUUCGACUACCGAGCCCCAUACCAGCCACAGCAGCGACAACGUCGCGGUGCCGGUCGAGGCCGGGACCCCAACUCGGAGCCGCUGCCCAUGUCGAGCGCCCAACCAUUAAGACGAGAUGAGAUCGCCUACCAGCGCCAGAUGGCCAUCCAGAGUGCGCAGUCCGUGUCAACCCGGAGUUUCGGCGGCCAGCUCUCCCGCAACGACACGCAAACUGUUCGCGCCCCGGCGCGCACACCUGUCCAAACACCCCCAGCAGCAUCGUCACCCGUCGCCGAACUGGCGUCGCUCAAUCUCACCUCCAGUUCUGGGCCUGAAACUCCGCAAGACCAGGCGCGCCGUCUGCGCCAUGCAGCCGUGAUUGAGCGAGCAUCCAACCUCCUCGCUAACGACCAAAGCAAACUCAAGGAAUUCCGCACGCGUGUCUCUAACUACCGGGCGUCCACCAUCUCCGCCACCGAACUCAUCGAUGCCUUCUUCUCCCUCUUCGACACCACCACCACCGAGCUCGGUAAGCUCAUCAAGGAGCUCGCCGAUAUCUACGAAGACGAACCUAAGCGCACCGCCCUCCUCAAGGCAUGGAACGACUGGCGUGCCAUCAACGAGGAUUACCCCGCGCUGCCCGGCCCCGGCGGCGUCCUCCCGGGCAUGUCUCCCAGCACGGUCAACGGCAGCGGCGUGGGCGGCAAGCGCGUGCUGCGGUUGAAAUCGUCCACGGCGCAGUCAUCCCGUUCGGCCGUGGGCCGCAGUGGUGCUCUCCCGUCGUCCGUCUCCUCAGCCGCCAGUAACCCCUUCCCUCCUCUCUCCGCCGCCACCGCGCGUUCCACCGCACGAACCGCCCCUCUCGGUUCCGCGACGACCCCAUGGGGCGCGGCCGCCGGCGCCUCGCCGUCCCUCUCCAUGGCCAGCUCAUCGCGCUCUGGGCCAUCCCGAACCUCCUCCACACCCUCGCGCUCCGCGAACCCCAGCAGUGCCGAGGCGUUCCCAGCACUCCCAGCCGCACCGAAACCCAACGUCCUCAUGGCCGGACUCACCCGCGGCACGGUGCGGUGGGAUCGGGCACCCCAAGCCAAUGCAUGGGCCUCGUCCGGCGGCUCCGGGGCGAGUUCCGCUGGCGAGGGCGAGACUGAGUUCGGGGAGCCAUCUGGUGGGGGUAAGAAGGGCAAGGCGAAGAAGGGGAAGCAGACGCUGUUCCAUUUCGGUUGA
Messenger RNA from Aspergillus terreus NIH2624, 3426 nucleotides. RefSeq lists its product as uncharacterized. Lineage: Eukaryota; Fungi; Ascomycota; Eurotiomycetes; Eurotiales; Aspergillaceae. Gene Ontology annotation, biological process: protein ubiquitination; rescue of stalled cytosolic ribosome. The coding region runs from base 1 to 3426 and encodes 1141 amino acids. The record is from RefSeq and is a predicted model, not a curated record. The transcript has 8 exons. Gene Ontology annotation, molecular function: ubiquitin protein ligase activity; ribosome binding.